This is a messenger RNA of Coffea eugenioides, 627 nucleotides long. RefSeq lists its product as uncharacterized. The record is from RefSeq and is a predicted model, not a curated record. Bases 1 to 627 code for a protein of 208 amino acids. The transcript has a single exon. NCBI's taxonomy places the organism in Eukaryota, Viridiplantae, Streptophyta, Magnoliopsida, Gentianales, Rubiaceae.
AUGGCUGACAAGGCUAUUACAGGAAUCAAGGUAGCUAGGAACUGUCGAGGAAUUUCUCAUCUAUUCUUUGCAGAUGAUGCACUGCUUUGCUGCAAAGCCAUACCUCAGGAAGCUCAGGUGCUAAAAGAUAUAUUGGAGAAAUAUGCAAAAGCUUUAGGCCAACAAGUGAACUUUGAUAAAUUUGCUGCUUACUUCCGCAGAAAUACAAAUUUGGAUAUUAGAAGAACAAUCUGUGGAAAGCUAGGAAAUCUAAAGGAAGCGUAUAGUGGAAAGUAUCUUGGACUUCCAAUGGUGAUAGGCAAAUCACUGAAAGCAAUGGUGAUAGCCUUACCCAACCACACAAUGUCUUGCUUCAAGCUUCUAAAGGGAUUAUGCAGGGAUAUCUGUAAGCAAAUUGCCAACUUCUGGUGGGGAAUAGAUGACCAAAAAAGAAAAGUUCAUUGGAUAAAAUGGAGGAGCAUAACUGAGAUAAAAGGGAAAGGAGGUUUAGGAUUCAGGGAUUUGGAGCAUUUUAACACAACAUUGUUAGCAAAGCAAUUGUGGAGAAUCUUACUAAAGCUAAACAUAUUAGUGAGCAAAGUUCUAAAAGCAAAAUACAUGAGAACUGAUUAUGUUCUCUAUAGGUAG